GGAGAAAAGAGUUUUUGGCCUCUGUUUAUCACUCUUCGUCUUCUACUUCUUCUUCUUCUUCUUCUUCUCCUUACUUCGGUUCGUAUUAAACCGAUGGAACCGAUGGAACCACCGAUGGAACAGAUGGAACAGAUUGAACCACCGAUGGAACCGAUGGAACCACCGAUGGAACCACCGAUGGAACCGAUGGAACCACCGAUGGAACCACCGAUGGAACCACCGCUGGAACCACCGAUGGAACCGCCGAUGGAACCGAUGGAACCACCGAUGGAACCGAUGGAACCGAUGGAACCACUGAUGGAACCAGCGAUGGAACCGAUGGAACCACCGAUGGAACCGAUGGAAGCGAUGGAAGCGAUGGAACCACUGAUGGAACCACCGAUGGAACCGAUGCGUAUUGGUACUCACAAGUCUGCGGGUGCUAGCAUUUGCCAGUUCAACGAGUGGAUUACUCACAGCGCCAAGUACCGUGAUCUGCCGCUCAAUGCCCAGCUUGGAUUCACGGUGUGGGAUGUUCUGGACCCACUGCAAGAGAUUGCUGUUGGCGGGGCUACAAUUUCCCUUUUUAGCAAACGUAUGCAGUUGAAGAGGGGGCGGCAGAAACUACGGCUAUGGCUUGGGAGAGUGGCUGACGGUUCUGUGCCCACCAACACCCCUGGUAAGGCAAUGGGAGCUUUGCAGGUCCUAGCCCAGCCGUUGACUGUCUCGAAUGAUCUGGUCAAAGUUUUUGACCCGGAAGUUGGUUGCCCGAAUCCUGCUGAAGAGAAGCAGAUCAAACUGGCAAGAAGUCUCACUCGCGGGAUGAUUGAUCGCGACUUGAAGCCCAACUCGCAAGAGCGGAAAGGAAUUGUUGCGAUUUUGAACCAGCCUACAAAGAAGGCUUUGACUGGUGAUGAGCGGCAGUUGCUAUGGCGGUUCAGAUUCUCCCUUACAACUGAUAAGAGGGCGCUGACAAAGUUUUUGCGUUGUGUCGACUGGAGUGAUACUCAGGAGGCAAAGCAGGCCACAGAGUUAAUGCACCGCUGGGCCUCUAUUGACAUUGCAGAUGCGCUCGAGCUCUUGUCGCCAGCGUUCACAAGCGAAGAGGUGCGUGCUUAUGCGGUCUCAGUGUUGGAGAAGGCAGAUGAUGAGGAGCUGCUUUGUUAUGUGCUGCAGCUGGUACAGGCACUCCGAUACGAGAGAACGGAUCAUUCACGGCUUGCCUUGUUCCUGGUCUCAAGAGCGGCGAAGAAUGCUGAGCUGGCAAACUUCAUGCACUGGUAUUUGGUGGUUGAAUGUCAUGAUCCCACCUACAGCAAUCGUUAUUCGUCCACUUUAACAAAGUUUGAAGAAGCCCAGUCUCAGGAGCCAGGAGGAGACAAGAUACUGGACAACCUGAAGAGGCAAAGAGAAUUAACGGCGCAGCUGUGUGCGAUUGUGAGGGAGGUGAAGAUGGUUCGAGGAGCGCAGCGAAAGAUAGAGAAGUUGAGGCAGCUGCUUUCGUCCCAAGGAUUGCUCGGCGAGCUUACCCACUUUCCACAGCCUCUCUCAUUGCCACUAGAUCCGAAGGUUAUGCUUGUUGGAAUCAUUGCUCAGGAGUCCUCUCUGUUCAAAAGUGCACUGCACCCGCUCCGUCUCACAUUUCGCACAGAAGGUGGCGGGAAAUGUAAGAUCAUCUUCAAGAAAGGAGACGACCUUCGGCAAGAUCAAUUGGUUAUUCAAAUGGUAUCAUUGAUGGACAGACUUCUGAAGAAGGAGAAUCUUGAUUUGCGGUUGACUCCGUACAGAGUAUUGGCGACUGGGAAUGAUGACGGCUGGGUGGAGUUUAUCCCAUCCAUGUCUCUUGCACAGGUUCUUGCUGAGUACAAGACAAUUGGAAAUUACCUGAAACUUCAGAGACCGGAUGAAGAGGGACCAUUUGGCAUCAGUGCAGAGGUGCUUGAGACUUUUGUGAAGAGCUGUGCAGGUUAUUGUGUGAUCAUGUAUAUCCUUGGAGUUGGAGAUAGGUGCUUGCAAGAGAAAUUCCGCUUGGACGUCGAUGAUGAAGCAGCGGUGCAAUUCUUCCAGUCUCUUAUCAAUGACAGUGUCUCAGCUCUGUUCCCCCAGAUGGUUGAGGCCAUUCACCGAUGGGCGCAGUAUUGGCGCUGACCCAUACGGGUGUUGACAGGCAGGCAGGCAGGCACACGGACAGGUGCUCCGUCGUCACAGGUGACCAUUUGCUUUUUCUCCUCAGGGUUGGUGAGCAGCAGUAGUUGUGGCCCUUGUGGGAUCUUAAAUAAGGUCCUAACCAGAGGAGUAAAUUGAACUAGAUUCGCUUUCUUAUCUUAGUUUCCACCUUUUCCAUUGGUAUGUGGGCCGAUGGUUGUACAUAUUGAAGACCAGAGGGUGUAGUGCAUAUCGAAAACCUGAGGGCAUAGUACAUAUCGAAGACCAGAGGGUGUAGUGCAUAUUGAAAACCUGAGGGUAUAGUACAUAUCGAAGACCAGAGGGUGUAGUGCAUAUUGAAAACCUGAGGGUGUAGUACAUAUCGACGACCUGAGGGUGUAGUCCAUAUCGACGACCUGAGGGUGUAGUCUAUAUCAACGACCUGAGGGUGUAGGCCAUAUCGAAGACCUGAGGGUGUGGCUUAACUGUCGCGGUGUGCAACUCUGUUGACUUUGCGCUCUUUGGCUUCUGAACAACAGGACAAAGUUUCUUCAACAUGUUAAACGGAUGUCCUUAUAAAUGAAAUCAAUACGAUGUC
Molecule: messenger RNA, 2722 nt
Organism: Chara braunii
Lineage: Eukaryota; Viridiplantae; Streptophyta; Charophyceae; Charales; Characeae
Source: the annotation of a GenBank genome assembly